AUGUUUUAUUGCUUUCUUAAUUAUUAAAUUAAAAUAAUUUAAUUUUUUACAUUUCUUUUAUUUAAAUUUUAUAUAUCUUUAGUAUUUUUUUUUAUUAAAAAAAGGAUUGUAAUAUAAAUUAAUUAACCUUUAUAUACAAAAUAAAAAAAAUUGACUAAUAUUUACAAUUAUCAAUAAUUUCAAUAUCCUAUGAAUGAAUAAGAAUUUUUAGAAGAUUUAAACAGUGAAGAAUUUGAAGAAAUCCAUUAAUCAUGUGUAAUUUAAAACGCUUUAAUAGAUAAUACUAUAAGUUUAGAUUUAACCGACCCAACAAAAUAAAAAAAGACAAAAACGAAUAAACUAAAUACUCAAAUAAUAAUAUAAACACAUCCGAUAUUUUAGAUUAAAUAGACUAAUUCGAACAAAACCAAAUAAAAAUAUCACAAGAAACCCUCUAAAAAAUCGACGAGAAAUACCAUUAAAUAUUUUAGAAUUAAUAUCCUUAAUUAGUAUAUUAAAAAGGAAUAAUAUUUGUAAAUUUAUAAUGGGUUGAUUAAAUAAUAAAAAAAGAUGAUAAAAUAUCUAUAAUAUACAUAUAAAAUGAACAAAAGAUGAUAUUAGGAAC
Molecule: messenger RNA, 604 nt
Organism: Ichthyophthirius multifiliis
Lineage: Eukaryota; Ciliophora; Oligohymenophorea; Hymenostomatida
Exons: 2
Source: RefSeq, a predicted model, not a curated record